AGUUUGGAUUGUUGUGAAACAGCCAUCCCCCUUCCCAAGAACUGCGCACGCUCGACAGACUGUAAUGCACCGUCCCUCUCCCAGAAUACACCGGGGCCAGCAGCAUUCGGCCAUGUUUAGAUUAUUUUAAAACAGCAGUAGAAAAAUAUACACAAAGCCUCGAAUACGACUGGUUUUUGGUUUCCUUACUGUUCAGACGGCAUUUUAAUGUAUUCUGGUGUUUAAGACGCCCUCCAGUAAAAAUGGCUGCGAGUGCAAAAGAUGAUGAGUUUGAUCAGUUUGACAAGCCAGGGGCUGAAAGGUCACGGAGGAGAAGAACUGGAGCUGAGGACAUGGACAGUGAUCUUGAAUACGAUUUGCUUGAUGAUGAUUGGCUUUCUACUAAAAAGAAUCCAUCUGACUUUUCUGAUGAAGAGUUGAAUGAUGACCUUCUUCAAAGUGAUGAUGAAGAUCAGAACAUGAGUGCCCAGGGUGUUGCCAUUAGCCUCAAUGUUACAACCGGUCGGGUUACAUCAUUUGACGUUACAAAAAGUGAUCUUGACCAGUCUUUGGAUGAAGCAGAGUACAGAGAAAGCGGUGAUGAAAAUGUGGGUGUUGAAGACUAUGAAGGUGGAGAGGGGUUAGAAGGAGCGGAGGGCUACCCUCAAGAAGAGUAUGCAGAUCAGUACGAAGCCAAUGACACAGAGCUGGCAGGGGACCACAUGGAAUACACAGGAGAACAGGCGGAGGAAGAAAUGUACAACGAUGAAGUGUUAGACAUUGAAAUCAAUGACCCUCUAGAUGAUGAAUUUCAAGAUGAUGACUACUCCCAGUCUUACAGUGGUCAGCAGACAGUCCUGGAGGUGGAAGGGAAAGCUGAAGAGCAGGAGACGCACGUUGCUGCUCAGGGGAGGGGCAUUGAACCUGAAGAGUAUUCAAUGCCUUGUCAGGUAGAGAACGAAAUGGAACAGGAGGUAGAGGCCAAGGAGGAAUCUGAUGAGGAAGAAGAUGAAGACGAGGAGUCCUGUCGACUCCGGUUUAAAACUGAACGAAAAGAUGCAACAGUCAUACGACUGUCCGACGCAGCCAGUAAAAGAAGGAACAUUCCAGAAACCUUGGAGCUUUCUGAAGAAGCUAAAGCAACACUGGUGGACUUUGAAGAAAAAGAGCGUCAGCGCAAGCAGGGUCGCUUUGGGGGAUGGGGGAGAGGGAGAGGGAGAGGACCUUUCCCUGGCUAUGAGCAUGGGGAUUUCAGGAGAGAUGCUGGGGGCAGAGGAAGAAUGAAUGAGCAGAGGCCUCCAUUGGUGACCAUGCCAAUGUCUUUGCAGCACACACCCUCUAGGAUGACCCACUAUCAGCAGCUGCACCAUCAACAGCUACACCACCAGCAAUCUCCCAGAGGCCAUUUCCAGGAGCAGGGCCAGCAGAGACAGUCCCCUCAGCCUCUGAUACCUUCCCAUCCAUACCACAAGUCGUCUUCUCCACAAGGAGCACUCGUUCGUCCACAGGCAGAAGGGUCCUCACCUGCACAUUCUCCACAGCAGCCCAAGAACAUUCAUAUCAACCCGCACUUCAGAGGCCCGGUUUCCUCUCCUGCGCAAGUGCCCUUGAUGCCUGUGCCAAACCAGCCCAGGCCUGCUGUGGUUCCCCAGAGAUUUCCAGGUCCCCCAGAAUUCCAGUCGCCUGUCCCUGGAAACUUUAAUCAGCCCCAAAGGCACCAUUCCCCUGAACCCUGGAGAGGACCCCCGCAGCCGCAAGAGAGGGAGCCUUUCUUUAUUGGAGAGCCAAGGUUCCCAGGACAGCAUAUGUUUGAACAACAGAACCCCCCUCCACUCAUGAAUAACAACCACCCUUUGUCUGGCCAGAAUCCCAUGCCUUUUAACCAGCAAGGGCCUGGUUUUAACCAGCAAGGGCAACAGACAGUGUUCCAACGUGAAGGACCCAUGAGGCCAAACCUCCAUCCUCCGGGUCCCAUGGGCAUGUCUCACUUCAAUCAGCCCGGACCUGCCAAUCCCAGACCUUUUAUUCCUCCGAGACAGCAGUUUCCACAAGGCCCUGGGCAGCCCUUUCCACCACCACACAUGCAGCUUGGAAUGCAGGCACGCCACAGAGGGCCGAUGCACCCUCCUCCACAUUCUCAACCCUCACACCAUGAGCAGCCAGCUCCACACCAUCAUCAUCAUCAUCAACAGCAGCAGCAGCAGCAGCACCCCCUGCACUACAACCACCCAGGUCCACAGCGCCCCCUGCACCUCAACUCGCAGCCUUACUUCAGACCUCAGCUACAGAACAUGCAGCAACAAAUGAAUCUGCGAAUGCAACGCCCCCCGCUCCGCACAGGUCCAAUAAAACCCAGACUUAACACACUGCCUCAAUCUGUAAAUAAGCCUCCAAACCAGCAGGUACAAGCUUUGCCUCCGCGCAACAGUAACCUGCGUGAGCUCCCUGUAGCACCAGCUAAUAUGAACAUUCACAAUAACCGUCCGAUGUCAGCUCCUGCUGCGCAGGUGAGGCCUGUUGCCAGGCAUAUGCAGAAUGUCAGGUCAACAUCCGGAGCCAAGGUGAUGCCUACUGCCAGGCCCCAACUUGCUGCCAGGCCCCAAAUUACUGCCAAGGCCCAGUCAGUUCCCAGAAUGGCAGCGAAGAAUGUGGUCAAAACGGAGACUCCAGUGGCACAGCUUAAUCCUCCACAGACAAGUGAAGUGAACCCGGACGAGGAUGAAGAAACAAGGGUAUACCGUUUAAAAAUAGAAGAACAAAAACGAUUAAGGGAGGAAAUUCUGAAACGGAAGGAGCUCAGAAGACAAAUGCAGGCUGGUGUAAGGAAGAAAGAACUGCUAGAACGCAUUACACAGCAGCCUCAGCCACAGCUAGCAGUACCACUACAGACACCACCACCACCUUUAUCACCCUUCGUACAACCACCACAACAGCAGCAGCAGCAGCAGCAGCACCAGCAGCAGCAGCAGCAACAACAACCACACGCAUUGCAGAUACCUUCAAAUGGCAUUAUGCAUACACCCCAGCCUGGUGCUCUACCCAGGCCAAACAUAAAGAACCAGCUUCUGAUGAAAAAACCACAGGCUCCAGGGUUUGGGGUUCAGCUGCAAAACGUAAGACCCCAGCAAGCCGGGCUCAGUCUACAGAGGAGAAACGUGAAUCCGCUAAUUCCGAACAGACCGGGCCCCCAGUUCCAGACCCCGCAGGCUCAAUCCAGACCUGCAGUAGUGGCAGCUGUGCCAGGACUGCAGCAGAGUGCUCGGGGGGUGUUUGGACAAGGCAGUCCCCAGGAAUUGAAACCUGGUGUGAAAAGGACUGUAAUGCAGAGAUCCAACAGUGGGAGCGGAGAUGGGCCACAUGUUGCUGCCAAAGUCAGGAUGGUCAAGCUAUUAGGAGCGGGGGGAGAAGGAGUUGUCAGUGCUUAUCCAGUGGGGCAGCUUCAGAGGGGUCAGCUACCACAACAGCAAAGACAGCAGUCAGCACGAAAGGUCACGUUGGGAAAGGCAACAGUCCAGCAGCAACUGAAACAGCAGCAAACGCAGUUUUAUCAACCACAUCCAGAACCACAGGGAGUGAGAAACAACCUUGGAAAUCAACCACAAAAUAGGGUUGUUAUGCAGGGGCGAGGCAGAGCAGCAGCAGGCCAGAUGGGCCGCGGCCGCUUGAUGCCAAACAAGCAGAACCUGCGAGUGGUGGAGCCUCAGCCAUGCGGCGUGUCAAUUGAAGGGCUUUCUUCAUCAACUACUGAUGUCCAGCUGAAAAACCUGCUCAUGUCAGUGGGACCCAUUCAGAUGUUACAAAUGCAGCCACAACUAAGGAAAGCUGUAGCAAGAUUCAACAAUCCACUGCAUGCUACCACCUUCCAGCAGAGGUUCCACAGGCACAUGAUAGAUUUGUCGCAUAUCAAUGUGUCGCUGAUAAAUGACUGAUAGAUCACCGCCAUGCACACUGAGCCCUUGGAGUAGUUCAGAUGUAGCAUUGGAGUGGAAACAGAAGUGUCAUUCAAAGAAGAUCACAGACAGAUACACACCAAUCUAACACUGUCACGACGCAGGCUUGUGGCAUAUCAGGACUCUGGAGUCGUCUUUCAAGAGGAAGGGGUGUUCAUCCAUCGCACUGAGGAAGAGAAACUUUUUCUACAGAUGUUUUUUUUCUCUUGACUCUACUCAAGCUCUGAUCAUUAGUAGAAACAGACGUGCAUAUUAAUGCCAGACUUUGUUGAAAAUUGUGACAUCUAUUUACCAGCAAUGACUUAACAAGGAAGUCAGAUCAAGACAUGCUUUCCUUAAUACAAAAAAAAAUACUUUGAUAUUGAAUAACACUAGAUAAUGGUUGCUCUUACCUUCUCAACAUUUAUAAUCUCUCGUUAAUCAGAAAUGAACUAGUCUUAUAAAAGAAAACCAGGUUUGUAGUUUUGGUAAGGUCAGACCCCUUAGAAAUAUCAAAGGUGGAGAAAAAAGUUAGGUUUUUUUUGGUGAUCUUAAAUUCCUAGUUAGCACCAGACCUUUCUGUUCUAUUAGUUGAAAUCUUCAACAAAACCAAUUGGCUUGCACUUUUACAUUUGUGCUUGGCUGCAGUGCUUUUUGGAACCAAUAGAUGGCAAUAUCGGAUCACUUCCUGCCGCCUUCUAUUUUUUUUUUAAAUUCCAUUCAUGAAGUAUUUUUAAACAGCACCAUCUUCUGGUUCAAAAUGGAGAUGUGCAAGCCAGACUACUUUUAUUUAUACAAAAAGGACAUUUUACUUAAGCUUCCCAGGUGGAUAUUUAUUUGGUUACAUUUCUAAAUGGGAGAUGGUACAUUUAGCCUAAGAAUACAGCGUUUAAUAAGACAGUAAUCUUUCUCAAAAUUGGAUCGAACGGUGCUUUGUUUGGUUUUUGACAUGUCAAUUUGGCUAGUAUUACAGCAUCUGGACAGCUGUACAAAGAGUGUUUCUGUACCGACUAAUUUAAAUGUGUCUUGAAAACAGCAUGGCAUAUAGUGUUCUAUUUUGAACGUUGCAGAUGAAAUGUGGACUCUUCACGUAUAGUGCUGGCAUUGCCAGUACAGUAUUUCUGGGAUGUGUGCUGUGGUAGUCUCUAGUCUCUGCUGUUUGUUAUCAUUUGAAAGAUUCAAUGCUCAUUGGCAUCCUAUUUCUUGACCAUGAUUUUUGUUUGUGUGUAUAAUACUCUCCAUAUUAUUUGUGCACUUCCGAAUGGCCGUGCUUCCUGAUUUAUUUACUUUUCAUAUGUGGAGGUGUCCUGUUAAGUGUUUUUAUAAUGACCAAACAGAAGUUUUGAAAUUUGCCAUCUGAGUAUAGUUAUUAAAUUGCCAUGCAACUAUAGUAGUUCAAUUGUUGGCUAGUUUUGGUAUUGUCUCGAAGAUUGUCAGUUUUGUCUUUAAAUCCGAGCAAGAUAAUUAAGAAAACAUAAUGCAUCAGGAUUUCCUUUAGCUUUAAUUUUCAACUGUUUAUUUUACUUUUGUUUUGUACAUGUACAGUAAAUAACUGAGGCUAUUCUUUGUAUAAAGACACAUUCCCUAGGCCUGUCAUCGUAGUUAAUACAAAUACAAAAUAGUAGAGGUCCCUAAAGGAGUCUGGAUUUUAUAAUGUAAUGCACCACUGAUCUAAUGAAUGCAGUGUUCCACAGUGUUUCUCUGCCUGCAUUACUUACUUUACUCUUCUACUAUUUAAAAUAGAGAGAAUCCUACUAGAACCAUUUUAGUACACAUUUUACAGCAGUACAUGUUGUGGACAGGUACAUACUGUAGAGUGACAUAUAGGUCUAUAUACGACAUUUGGAGGCUGUCCAACAAAUGAACAGGAAACAUGUUUUUUAUUUGUAUUUUUUCAAGUGACAUUGUGUUUUUUGCCACUUUGUGUUUUGGAAUAACACUUUAUGUAGAUGUAACCCAGACUUCUAAACUGCAGAAAGAAAACCGCGUCUUAAAUAUGAAUGAUGUUGUGCAUAACGAAGCUAUUAAUGUAUGACUGCUAACAGUUGUACAUGCAAGUGUAUUUGAGAGACAUGGAUUCUUCAAGUGAAGGGUUUUUCAAAUUAAAUAUGUGGACCACUGUAUACAGCUAAGGAUAAAGGGGAAUAUUUGACUUUCUGUAUAAUUACAUAUCUUAGUUUUUUUAAAGUUAGAAUCAUUUCGUUAGCUUUAGUAGUGUUUUCUUCCUCUGGUUAUUGUGGUCUUCACGUUAGUGGUUUUGUGUGUUUCUUCCUAUGAUUUGAAUUUGUUGAUUCUGGUCACACCCACUUGGGCUCUGCUCUUAUAUGUUCUGAAUGCAAUAGGUGUAAAGGAGGAGGCUGGUGUGCUGAUCAGCAUACACUCCAGGGCAGAGGAGAGCCUUUACUAAUAGGGCGUGACCCAGAUCAACAAACAAGACAAUCCGAGAUAGAAUAGGGACAUUACUCCAGUUCAUAUUAAAAAGGGUUUUAAUGUUAUGAAUUGUGUAAACGGUGUGUUCCAGUUACUUUGCUCUUCCCAGUGGGUUUUAGUGACAGCAGUGUGUUUUCAGUAGACAGAGCGUGUCAGUGGUACAGCUGGACAUAGUGUGUGUGUGCGACAGAAUGUGAAAAGAAAAUUACUGGUGCUCGAUCAUUUCAAACCUGUCAUUGAUUCUGGCAUGCAUACAUGCUGCUCUUUAGAAACGAGAGAGCAACUUUACUAAACUCAGUCAGCAUUCAAUAUGUUCAGUUCUGUGUUGGGCACUAUCAGACCUGGGUCAGUUAUAAUGAUAAUUCCAGUUUACAGCACAAUUGUUUGCUGGAAUUACAAUUGCAAUGCUAUUUUUCCAUUAGUUACCAUUAUGCUGCAGUAGCUGUAAUUCUAAUUACAAUUACACUAACAAGUUACUUCAAUAGCUACACACUAACAGGUUUACUCUGUUUAUUCUACCAAGUAGCAGUCACAGGCACAAAUAGAAAUACUAUAAUGUUUUUCAAACAAACAGGGUCACAGAAAGUGGUUGACAAUACGAGAAGAGUGUUCGCAUGCAGCUGUGAACGAUUUAAGCUUGGAAAGUGAUGUAAUUUGAACUGAAAUUGUUAAUUGUAUGGUUAUAACAAUUACAAUUAUGCAGAUGGGCACUGUAUAUCUUUAGCCUUAUUUAGUAGCAAAGAUAAUGUUUGUCUUCAAUAAAAACAAACUCCUCCCUGGACUCUGGCAUCUUAUGUAUGAAACGACCUAAAUACUUUGUGCAUAUUUAUAUAAAUAAAUAAAAUUAGGCCCAUGUUUCGUGAAUACGAAAUGCAAAUAUAUCAUCCCAAUAAUAGCUUUGUUAUAAUCAAUUAAGUGUUGUUUGUUGAUAGUUGUACAAGAUUACAAUCGUUUUAUUCCUUUCAGAAAUGUGGGUUGAUAAUAGAGAGAUUUUCAUUGGAGGUCAUAGCAGAUGUGCAGUCCAAGCAGCAGUGUUUGACUUUGGUAGCCAGAAUCAUUUGUUGAAAACUUGAUUAAAUGAUUCUGGAACUAUUUGCAAAUCAUAAACAAACUGCAAUAUAAGUUUUAAUUUGUUACUGACUUUAUUUUUAACCCAUGAAAACAUACUGUUUUUUUAAACCGGUGCACCGUGCUAUGUGCAGUUACCACACAGGGACACAUGCAAAUACUGCAGAUACAGAUAUUUCAAAUAGAUAUAGGAAGUUUUAUCAGUGUUCAUUUAUUAGUUUUAGUUUUACUGAAACCUGGCUCAAUUCCUAUAAGGUCUGCAGCAACCAUGAUCAGUUUAUUCUUUAUCAUGAAGAUGAAAAAAGUUGGAGAAAUUAUUCUCUUACCAUGUAAAUAUAAGCUAAAAAAAAAACCUUAGGAUUCACAUGCUUAGACAUUUGAUUGUUUAUUUGAACAUUUAGUUUACUGUAAUGUGUAUUUAAUCUUUAAUGGAUGCAACUUCCUUAGAAGUUCAUGUUGUAUGUAUCACACUUAAUUUUAUAAAGAUUAUGUGUCACGAA
Acipenser ruthenus (sterlet) is the source of this 7906-nucleotide messenger RNA. Its product is annotated as RNA-binding protein 33-like. The coding region runs from base 243 to 3908 and encodes 1221 amino acids. Gene Ontology annotation, molecular function: RNA binding. The transcript is spliced from 19 exons. Lineage: Eukaryota; Metazoa; Chordata; Actinopteri; Acipenseriformes; Acipenseridae. The record is from RefSeq and is a predicted model, not a curated record.